UGCGCUGCAUUCUGGCUCCUUGUGGCGGCUCCAGAUCCUCCCUCUGCUUAGGCCCCGUUUCCCGCGCCUCCAGGCUCCAUCCAAGGGCAGCUACGCCUCCCCUUCUGCCCGCUUGGACCGCCUCCCUCAGCAGUUGGACAGCGCCAGACCUAUGCCUCCCAAGCUGGGUUGCGUUCAGCCCAGGCCGAGCUUUUCCCCAUACCUGUCCUACCGAUCUUAGAAGGUAUCCCUCCUGAGAGCCCCCCAGGCCAGCUUGGCUCGACUCCCUUCCAUCCUCUCUCCCCAGGGCUCAAGCUGACGUCGUAUCCAGCAUCCUCCCAGCCCCACUGUCUGCUCAUCCAUCCCUUGUGCUUCACCAAAGGUUGAGCAAAAGGCCCCUCCCUCCCUUUCCCUUUCUCUGGCUCUAUGGCAGAUAAACCUGAGGAAUGGAGCACCCAGCUCUCCUACCUUGUUCUAGGAAUAGUUUCUCUACAUUCUGCAGUACACACCACCAGGGUGAACCGAGGGGCUGCAGCAGGCUUCCUACUUCAAGCCCUAGCUGCAGCUGCUGCACUGGUCUCAGGUCCCCAGCCAGUUACCAAUAACCAGAUGGGAACAUGGGUGGCCACAGUCAUUGGCCUCCCUCUCUUGGCCUUUGAUUUCCAUUGGUGUACUAAUGGUCACUUGAUGUGCGCUGGCUGUUUUAUCCACCUACUAGCAGAUGCCCGGCUGAAGGAGGAACAGGCCACAUGCCCCAAUUGUCGUUGUGAGAUCAGUAAGAGCCUCUGCUGCCGAAACCUGGCUGUGGAAAAAGCAGUGAGUGAGCUGCCGUCAGAGUGCGGCUUCUGCAUGCGCCAGUUCCCCCGCUCCCUCCUGGAGAGGCAUCAGAAAGAGGAGUGCCAGGACAGGGUCACGCAGUGCAAAUACAAACGCAUCGGUUGCCCGUGGCAGGGCCCCUUCCACGAGCUGACUGUGCAUGAAGCAGAGUGCACACAUCCCACCAAGACUGGCAAUGAGCUAAUGGAGAUUUUGGAUGAGAUGGACCAAACCCACAAGAAGGAGAUGCAGCUAUAUAACAGCAUCUUCAGCCUGCUCAGCUUUGAGAAGAUCGGCUACACAGAAGUUCAGUUCCGCCCAUACCGCACCGAUGACUUCAUUACACGCCUCUACUAUGAGACGCCAAGGUUCACCGUGCUGAGCCAGACGUGGGUCCUAAAGGCGAGGGUGAACGACUCUGAGAGGAACCCAAAUCUGUCCUGUAAGCGUACCCUCUCCUUUCAGCUCAUCCUGAAGAGUAAGAUCAACUCCCCCAUGGAGUGCUCCUUCCUCCUGCUCAAGGGACCCUAUGACGAUGUGAAAAUCAACCCUGUGAUCUAUCACUUUGUCUUUACCAAUGAGAACAACGAGACCGACUAUGUGCCGCUCCCCAUCAUAGACUCCGUGGAGUGUAACAAACUGCUGGCCGCCAAGAACAUCAACCUCCGGCUCUUUAUAUUCCAGAUACAGAAAUAGGCAGGGCUGGGGUCAUGCUGGCAAGCUCAAAGAGAAAGAAAGCACCACUGAACCGUACUUACCUCGUCUGGGCAGCCUGCACCAGUUGUGAUUUCACAAUAUAAUCCGAUCAUUUUAGAAAAAGGAGGGAGGAAACAAAUUUAAAAACCAACAAAAAAACCAACCCAAACCAAUUGGAACAAAGUCUGCAUGCGUAUGCAACAGUGUAAGCAGUCACAGCCUGCCUUCUCUCUUCCCCUCUCCUAGAUGCCCUGGGCCAGGGCCUUCCCCCACCAACAGUUCGCCCGGCUGCCCCCGCAGGCCAGGUCAGUGGGGAACUAGACAGCAGUGGAGACCUCUGCAAUGCCACCACCAUCUGCAGGGGAUUUUAUGGGAAACAUCGAGUUGUCCCCUGUUACUCUGUUACAUUGUGGCAGAGCAGUGUUGGCUUGUUCAUGGUUAAGUGCACAAUUUCCAGAUGCAUGGGGGCUCAGGGGAUCCUGCCUGACUUCAGACAGCAUAUUUGAUUGAAAUUAA
Molecule: messenger RNA, 2007 nt
Organism: Gracilinanus agilis (Agile Gracile Mouse Opossum)
Lineage: Eukaryota; Metazoa; Chordata; Mammalia; Didelphimorphia; Didelphidae
Gene: ZFTRAF1
Product: cysteine and histidine rich 1
Exons: 6
Coding region: 406-1491 (361 amino acids)
Cellular component (GO): nucleus
Molecular function (GO): zinc ion binding
Source: RefSeq, a predicted model, not a curated record